Messenger RNA from Aegilops tauschii subsp. strangulata, 1460 nucleotides. Its product is annotated as probable mannose-1-phosphate guanylyltransferase 3. Lineage: Eukaryota; Viridiplantae; Streptophyta; Magnoliopsida; Poales; Poaceae. The record is from RefSeq and is a predicted model, not a curated record. Gene Ontology annotation, biological process: GDP-mannose biosynthetic process. Gene Ontology annotation, molecular function: GTP binding; mannose-1-phosphate guanylyltransferase (GTP) activity.
CCCUGACGCUGGUAUUUCCCCGUGCCAACCCAAGCCCCCGAGCCCUUCACCUUGGCAGUCUGGUACCCGGGGUACCACUGGCAUAUUCUCUUCCCGGUCUUGGCGAGAGGGCAAGAAACAGGCGACCGACCGGCCAAAACAAGCUCGCUCGGCGCUGCUUCCGAAUCUGACCCCGUCGGCUCCUCCUCAUCCAGGGAUCAGAGGGGAGGAAGAAGGGGGACGCCUCGCCAUGAAGGCGCUCAUCCUCGUCGGGGGCUUCGGGACCCGCCUCCGGCCUCUCACGCUCAGCUUCCCCAAGCCCCUCGUCGAUUUCGCCAACAAGCCCAUGAUUCUGCACCAGAUUGAAGCCUUGAAAGAUGUCGGUGUUACAGAGGUUAUUUUAGCCAUCAACUACCGCCCAGAGGUCAUGAUUAAUUUCUUGAAGGAUUUUGAGGAUAAGCUUGGCAUCACAAUCACAUGCUCCCAAGAGACUGAACCCUUGGGAACUGCUGGCCCUCUUGCCCUGGCAAGGGACAAGCUCGUGGAUGGAUCUGGUGAGCCGUUCUUUGUCCUCAACAGUGAUGUCAUAAGUGAAUACCCAUUUGCCGAGCUCAUACAGUUUCACAAGAGCCAUGGCGGUGAGGCAACAAUUAUGGUCACUAAGGUGGAUGAACCUUCGAAAUAUGGAGUUGUGGUUAUGGAGGACACAACUGGAGUUGUGGAAAGAUUUGUAGAGAAGCCAAAAAUAUUUGUAGGCAACAAGAUCAAUGCUGGAAUUUACCUGUUAAAUCCGUCUGUCCUGGACCGCAUCGAGUUAAAGCCAACUUCAAUCGAGAAAGAGGUCUUUCCGCGAAUUGCUGCUGAUCAGAAGCUCUACGCCAUGGUUCUUCCAGGUUUUUGGAUGGAUAUUGGCCAGCCAAGGGACUACAUUACUGGCUUGCGUCUUUAUCUAGAUUCACUCAGGAAGAAGUCAGCUGCCAAGCUGGCCGCCGGAGCACAUAUUGUGGGGAACGUCCUGGUGCACGACAGCGCCAAGAUUGGGGAGGGUUGCCUGAUUGGUCCUGAUGUCGCUAUUGGACCUGGAUGCGUCGUGGAGGAUGGUGUGAGGCUCUCCCGAUGCACGGUGAUGCGUGGUGUGCGCAUUAAGAAGCAUGCGUGCAUCUCAAACAGCAUUAUCGGCUGGCAUUCGACGGUCGGACAAUGGGCACGCAUAGAGAAUAUGACGAUCCUGGGAGAAGAUGUACAUGUAGGUGACGAGGUCUACAGCAAUGGCGGUGUUGUUCUCCCGCACAAAGAGAUCAAGUCAAGCAUCCUGAAGCCUGAGAUCGUCAUGUGAGCUCACCGCUCACAAGUGCUUUUAGGAACGAUGUUGUGCGUUCUAGUGCAUACUGUAAACAGCUUAAUAUAUGUGGAACUUGUGAGACUUGUUAAACUGAUGAGAAUGUAUGUGCAUUGUCAUUUCCAGUGUUGUUUCCCAUGAA